Messenger RNA from Cajanus cajan (pigeon pea), 693 nucleotides. Lineage: Eukaryota; Viridiplantae; Streptophyta; Magnoliopsida; Fabales; Fabaceae. The record is from RefSeq and is a predicted model, not a curated record.
UGGAUGUCAUAACAUGUUCCAGCAGGUUAUAAUGUAAAGGCAGGUAUGACUGAAAAUUCAAUUUAAAGUUUCAAAUCUCAGAAUGUUGUGGUUUGUCGUGCUUUCUGUUGGUGCAGGUGUAUCUCAAUGAAUUCUCGUUUCAUAUUCAGCAUGCUUCAGGCAUUCGAACCUCCACUAGAUAUGAGCCAGGACGUAGAAUUUAGUGAAGAUCCACAUCCUGAAUUGGCUCAAAAAGAUCAUUUAGAUUCUGAAGGGAUUAAUGCCUAUUCAUGUGAGUCAGCCCCUCUGAGAAUAACAUGUUCUGUAGCUGAUCAACAUGGUUGUGUGGAAGGUAGCAAUCAUGCAUGCAGAUCACAUGCACUGGCACAUCCCAAUGAGGAGGUGGAUGUUGAGAGUUGCCACCAGUCAAAUACUGGGAGCCAUUCUCCAAGCUUGAUACAUACUAAAGAGACUAGUGAAUGUUUUGGAGGUCCUAUUUCUGGUUCCAAUGGCAAUGUGCCGGACGCCUCAUCACAGCAACAAUGGCUGGAUCCAUCUCUUCAAUUGAAUGUUCCAUUAGUUGAUGUAGAUAAGGUAUAUUUAUGUUUCCAGCGUCAUUCUUUUCAAUUGUUACUUGUUCCAAUGCAGGAUAAUGAAAGGGUUUGGGUUUUAAAGGGUAGAGGUUUUCUUGGAUCAAUCAAUAGUACAACAUAG